AUGCGUUGCAGGUGUGCAGCGUCGUUUGGAGGGACCGAUGGGUGCCAGUCCGCAUCAAGGCGUCAACAACGGAGCCGUGUGAGAGCAGGAGGCACUGCGGCUUCUCCUGUUGUUGCACAGAGAAUGCAUUGGACGGCGCGUUUGCCUGCAAGAAUGGCGUUGCGUCGUCUGCGCACGAGAACGCUGUUGCCGAGGAGGCGAUCCCUGCUGCUGUCCAACUGCAUGCGGAUCGUCUGCUCGUCCAGCCACUGGAGCGUCCGUUGGUUGUGCCGUCACUCGCCACGGGCAGUGUUUGCAGUCGGUUCACGGUGCCUGCUGUGCAUUGUUCCGCUGGUGUUCCCAAUUCUGGCACAGUGCUGUCCGUGGCUGCGGCACUGGGUGGUGUGUGGGCACUGCCGUGCGCCACGCUGGAGGAUGGCCGUCCAGUUGCUGGCGCCAUGCACUUUGCCCGGAAGUUUUAUUUCACCGACGCGUUGCCACCCGCAUCGCCGCGCACUUUAUGACCCAUGCUCUCGGGUUCGCCUGCCCGCACAUGGCCAGCCGCAGCAUGGUGAGGAAUGUUGCCUGUGUGUGUGUGGCGGGGCGCUGUCGGUGGUGGUGCACUCGACGAAUGCCGCUAUGGCAGCGAGGGAGCACCACGACUGCGACGACGUUGAUGGCAUGGAGCUGCAGGAUGACGAUGGGGACGGGAGGACGCUGGAGUCGCACUGGUGGCAGCGCCAAGCGAGGGAUGAGUGGAUGGCACCGAUUGGGGGUGUCGGCGACUGCACGGAGCUGACGCUGGCCGCAUCGGCUGACCUGGGCUGCAUGAGGGUGAGGUGGAAUAUGGCGGAGCCGAUGCGUUGGUGCACGAAGUUGUGCUGCUGCAGAGGAAUUGAUCUGCACUGA
Molecule: messenger RNA, 888 nt
Organism: Trypanosoma cruzi
Lineage: Eukaryota; Euglenozoa; Kinetoplastea; Trypanosomatida; Trypanosomatidae
Product: surface protease GP63, putative
Exons: 1
Coding region: 1-888 (295 amino acids)
Biological process (GO): cell adhesion; proteolysis
Cellular component (GO): membrane
Molecular function (GO): metalloendopeptidase activity
Source: RefSeq, a predicted model, not a curated record